GUCGCUGGCUCAACAUAUGUAUACCAUAUAAGUCAGUGGAUGACAAUCGCUCCUAGGCUCUCUAGGAGUCUCCACGAUAUGAAGUCAGCCGGAAUACUGUACGAUGCAAUGCACGGAAUUCUCAUGAUCUUGGUGGUAACACCAGCAUCAAUUGUGGGGGGAAGUCCUGCAAAGAAUGGAAUGGAACUUCAACAUCUAAAUGUGACCGGACACUAAAUAUGCAGCCAUGUCAUCCCGUGGUAUAAAGACAGUCAAUCCGAUCCUUCUUGGACAUAGCCUAGGUUCGCUGUUCUUGAUUACAGCAUGUCGGAUCCUCUCACUACAGUCAACUAUCGCAUUCAGAACCUCGACUACUUGUCGUAUAUCGAGUUUCCCGGAUUCACAACAAGUAUCCAGUUACGUCCCUUCAAGGCCAAUGAAUUGAAGCAGCAGUGGAAAUUUGUUGACGCAGGAAAUGGCGCUUUUUAUAUCCAGAGUAUCGUGGACGCUGACAAGUACCUUGGGUAUUCUGGCGGUUACCUUGCUGUCCUGCCCAAGGCAUCGGCUUGGACAUGGACUGUGUUUUUUGACGCUAAAUCAAGCUCAUACUCCAUAUAUUAUUCCUUAUCAUACGUCUUACAAGCCGAGAACACCUCCGUAGUUAGUCUGACUUCGAGAAAUGCGUAUGACAAUCAGCGGUGGAGCCUCAUCCCAGUCACUCCUGCGACGCCCAAUAGGCUUCCAUUGCCGACUGGCUAUUAUCGUGUUCGCACAUUCAAUGGGCUAAGCCUUAUGACCCUGCCAAAGGGUGUUGCAGCAGAAGAUUCUAGCGUGUUUGUGCAAUCUCAGGUAGCUUCGAAUGACGCAUAUCAAAGAUGGCUGGUGACACGUCAGCAAAACGGGUUGUACUUGGUCCAAAGCGCGGGUCCGGCAACCCCAACAUACCUCGGCUGUAACUCUGCCGAGUCUGCUGUAGGUGAUCACUUAGUUGGGAUCGCUACGCCCUUCGAAUGGGAUCUCCGUCAAAUCGGCCAAGGACUGGCAUGGUCAAUCAAUCUUCCUCAAUAUCCCUCAGCCUUGUCACUUGGUUUCGCUGAUUAUGAGGCUGAGAGUGGCGAUGAUAUUUCACUUGAACCUACAGACACUGCACCUAGUCAAAUCUGGUUCUUCGAAUCGUAUGUGCCACUCGGGAACGACACAGUCCAUGCCAAGCGCGAGGUUGAAGAAGGCAACUAUCAACUGCAAAGCUACAAUGACAGUACGACGUACAUGACUGUAUUGAGCAGCCCUUAUCGUAUCACACCUGGAACAUCCACUAGCACGAAGUUUGCACUCAAGUAUACCGAAGAUGCUGCCCAAUUCACUCUGUCGUAUGCAACAUCAAGCGGCGCAAUUCCUGUGGCCGACUGCGGUGGAUUUUUGGGCUUUGCAACUGAGGGAACUAAUUGGGUUCUCCUUCCCGGGCAAUUGAAAGUUGUUGGGUUUUAUAUAUGCAGACCCGAUGCUGGGAGCCCUCACAAGGUCGUCAGUGGCCGUAUCACCAGUGAUAUAAACCAGAACAAAGUCUUCUCAAUCGAUAACAUGGUUUCCGGCGCGGGCUUGCAGAUGUGGAAACUCAUCAAGGCGUAAUGGACUCAUGUCAAGAACGUCGGACUCGAAACCGAGUGUAUAAUAGCGACCCUCUCAAUUGUCGAAGAGAAAUCCAUGCUUGUAUACCUAGAUGUACGAAUACUAUCAGACACACUUCGUU
Somion occarium is the source of this 1729-nucleotide messenger RNA. Lineage: Eukaryota; Fungi; Basidiomycota; Agaricomycetes; Polyporales; Cerrenaceae. The record is from the annotation of a GenBank genome assembly.